AUGGCAGUCGUGUCGGCAAAAACGCCGGCUGUUAAGCUGAACACCGGCUAUGAGAUGCCGCAGAUAGGUAUAGGCACGUGGCAGGCUACCGGUGAUCCCGUACGACAGGCCGUUAAGGACGCCCUGGCCAUUGGCUACAGACACGUCGACACCGCCUAUAUCUACAAUAACGAGAAGGAGGUGGGAGAGGGUAUUAACGCCCAAAUCGGCGCCGGUAUCCUCAAGCGGGAGGACCUGUUCAUCACAACUAAGGUGUGGCCGGACGGCAGUAACCGGAAGAAGGCGUUGGAGUCUAUCCACAACUCGCUCACUAAAUUGAACGUCACUUAUUUGGACUUAGUUUUGGUGCACUGGCCUCGAGACAACUACUCCGACACUUAUCAGGGUCUGGAGGACGCCUUUGACCAGAAGUUGGUCCGAUCUAUCGGUGUCUCAAACUUCGGUCGAAACGAAAUCAAUACUCUGAAGAAGACGUGGAAAGUGGUGCCCGCAGUCAACCAAAUCGAUAUCCACCCGACCCUUAACCAGGACGACACCGUUGCCUAUUGUAAUGAAUUAGGUAUCUCUGUUACCGGUUACUCGCCAUUGGGUACCGGAAAACUCAUCCAAGAUCCAACUUUAACCGCUAUUGGCAAGAAGCACAACAAGAGUGCGGCUCAGGUAGCCCUCAGGUGGCAGAUCGAGAGGAAUCUGGUGACAAUUCCCAAGAGUGUCAACAAGAAGUACAUUCAGGAAGACUUCGAGAUCUUUGACUUCACUCUCACCAAAGAUGAGAUCCAAACCAUUCAUGACAUGAAGGCUUAA
This is a messenger RNA of Oppiella nova, 804 nucleotides long. Lineage: Eukaryota; Metazoa; Arthropoda; Arachnida; Sarcoptiformes; Oppiidae. The record is from the annotation of a GenBank genome assembly.